AGCGGGGGGGGAGCGGGUCCCAUAGCGAAUGGCAGCAGGGGGUGGCUGGUGUCGAGUGUGACUGGCAGGGAGAGAGAGUGCGGGCGGGAGAUCGUGAACGUGCUCGAUGAGUGGUGCGAUAAGCUGGACGCCGGCAAGGUGCAAGGGGCGGGGGAGGGGGAGGCAAGGACUGGGGAAGGCACAUCUGCAGGGAAGGUGAAGGGAGGGUCGUCCAUUGAUGCCCUGCUGGCGAACGAAGUGGCUUCGCUCAAGAAACAGCCUCGGUUUGUGAGUGUGGAGUCUGGCUGCAAGGCGCUGCUGUUCGUGAGGAUUAGAGAGGAAGCCAGGAAGGGGGGGAAGGGUGAGAAGGGAAGAAAGCAGUUGGAGGAGGGAGAGGAGAAGGAGGGUGAGAAAGAGGAGGUGGGGACGAAGGAGGAAGGGGAAAAGGAGAAGGGUGAAGGAGACAAGGAGGGGAAGGAGGGAGAUAAGGGCGGGGAGCAGGAGAAAGAGCAGGAGGAAGGGGCAGGAGGAGGAGGAGAGAAGGAACCAGAGAAGGAAGAACGGGGAGGGGAGGGGGAGAAAGGGGAGGCUGGGGGGGAACACGGAAGGGUAUCGCCGUGUGAGUUGGCAGAGGCAGUGUUGCGGCAUGCCAAGGCCACCCAACAGUCAGCCACUCGCUUCACCCUCCGCCUGCUGCCAGUGGAAACCACCUGCUACGCCUCCCAGGAGGAGAUCGCCUCGGCCAUCAAGCCUCUCAUUGCCGCCCACUUCCCCCCCAUUGGCCAAUCAGCAAGCGACACGUCAGAGGCCCAACCCAAGGGAUCAACGUUCGGAAUCAUAUUUGAGAAGCGAGCCAACGAAGGGCUUGAGAGAGCAGGCGUGAUUGACACUGUAGCCAAGCUGGUGCCUGCUCCGCAUAAAGUGGACCUCCGGAACCCAGACAAGACCAUCAUGCUGCAAGUGGUGAAGGUAUGA
This is a messenger RNA of Closterium sp. Yama58-4, 954 nucleotides long. Lineage: Eukaryota; Viridiplantae; Streptophyta; Zygnematophyceae; Desmidiales; Closteriaceae. The record is from the annotation of a GenBank genome assembly.